Molecule: messenger RNA, 5822 nt
Organism: Myripristis murdjan (pinecone soldierfish)
Lineage: Eukaryota; Metazoa; Chordata; Actinopteri; Holocentriformes; Holocentridae
Product: teashirt homolog 1
Exons: 3
Coding region: 912-4505 (1197 amino acids)
Biological process (GO): regulation of transcription by RNA polymerase II
Cellular component (GO): nucleus
Molecular function (GO): DNA-binding transcription factor activity, RNA polymerase II-specific; DNA binding
Source: RefSeq, a predicted model, not a curated record
CUAUCAGUUGAGACUGUCUGAAACAGCUUCUGGAUCCACCGCGUUUCCAUUUUUUCUUUUUCGGGAGACCUCGGAUCACUCUGGAGUUUUUUUUUAUUAUUAUUUUUUUUCCUCGGAGAGAGAGAGCGAAAGAGGGAGAGAGAGGGAGAGAGAAAUAUUUUAGUCCAUGUCGAUCUGAUCUGUUGUUGGCGAGGGCUUUGGAUGCGCCUGCGUCUUGUUUGUUUCCCCUCACUCUCGCUCUUUAGUGAUAUGCUCUCCACCGCAUCAACUCCCCCCCACCCCCCAAAAAACCCCGACUAUGUCUAAGAUGAGAUGAGAUGAGCGGUGAAAAUCAUUUCCACGACUCUUGAAACGUCUGUGGCAGGAGAAGAGAAGAAAACGCAGGGAUACAUUACAUAUCAGAGGCGUGUGGUGCGCUCACACGGGACUUAUUUGCUUGGUUGCCGUCAGAGUUUAUUUGUUUUUUUGGUUUUGGUGUGCGUAAAAAGGCGCAACAAAGUAUCUCCCCCGUCCAAACAAACACGGCGAGAUUAGGGGGGAUUUUUUUUUUCCAGGGGGAGUGAACUGAAAACUUGGGUUUCGAGGUCUGCUUGCCUGCUGCUGCUGCUUGUCUUUCCCCCUGCCAUGACAGAGAUGAAGGAAGAUGAUCUUUGAUGGACACGAAGAUGUCAGGAGCCGGCCGAAUCCCUUCGUAAUUUUUGAGUGUUUUACCGGUGAAGCCAAUCCUGCUGUUAAGUCCUCAAAAGACAAGCCAGUUUGAAAGAGAAGAUUUUCCAGACAAUUUCUGCUCCGAGAUCAAACCCCCCCUCCCUUAACUCCCCGAAAAAAAAACGGGAUGAUUUUUCUCCACUGAUAGACUUGAUUUGUUUGUAAUUCCUGCAUGAGAAGCACCGUGGAAAGUGACGGUCAGUAUGCCGAGGAGAAAGCAGCAAGAGCCGCGGAGAUCAGCAGCCUACGUGCCGGAGGACGAGCUUAAGGCAGCCGCUCAUGAUGAGGAAGAGCACCUGCAAGAUGACGGCCUCUCAUUAGACGGCCAAGACACUGAGUUCCUGUGCAACGAAGAAGAGGAAGAUGUAGACGGAGGCCGACCAUCUAGCUACAGAGACUCUCCUCUCAGCAAUGGCACUAACCCUGAUGCUGGAUAUGGCUCUCCGCUCAGUGAUGGCAGUGAGAGGCUCACCGACUUCAAGAGCACCUCCUCCAGGGAUGGUCAGGAGAGGGAAGGAGGCACUUUGCCCUUCUGCCCCAACAACGGCAUGCCCCUGCAGGAUAGCCUGGCGCAGAUGAAAGCCGUCUAUGCAAACCUCAUCUCAGAUGCCUCUUGGUCCAGCAUUGCCAUGGACAUCAUGAAGUCUAAGCCUGCUGCAGCUGGCAGUGUCAACAGUGCCCUCACUGCAGCAGCAGCAGCAGCGGCGGCGGCGGCGGCAGCCACCUCUGCUGCCUCUGUCUCCACAAGUCCCACCAUAAACAAGAGCAGUGGGGUCAGCACAGCUAGCAGCCACCACAAUGGAAGGAGCUCCAGCACCACUGUCAACCACACGGGUAGUGGAAGUGGUAGCACUAAUGGUACAGCAGCUAGCUCUGUUAGCAGUGGAACCAGCAGCAGUGGGAGCAGCAGUGGUGUGGCUAGUAAUGGCAGUGGUGUGGCCUAUGAUUGGCACCAAGCAGCCCUGGCCAAAACUCUUCAGCAGACCCCAUACCACCUGUUACCAGAGCCCAGCCUCUUCAGCACGGUGCAGCUUUACCGGCAGAACAACAAGCUGUAUGGCUCCGUCUUCACCGGUGCCAGCAAAUUCCGAUGCAAAGACUGCAGCGCUGCCUAUGACACAUUGGUGGGACUGACGGUCCAUAUGAAUGAGACGGGCCACUACCGAGACGACAACAAGGACAAGGAGGAGGACCGGGGCAAGCGCUGGUCCAAACCUCGCAAGCGCUCCCUGAUGGAGAUGGAGGGGAAAGAGGACGCCCAGAAGGUGCUGAAGUGCAUGUACUGUGGCCACUCAUUUGAGUCUCUGCAGGAUCUCAGCGUCCAUAUGAUCAAGACCAAGCAUUACCAGAAAGUGCCUCUUAAAGAACCGGUGCCAGCCUUGGCCACUAAACUGGUACCCUCUUCGGCCAAAAAACGAGCUCUCCAGGAUGCCAUAGUCUCCCCGUGCUCCCCAGACUCUGUCCAUGCUGGUAGUGGUGGGGGUAACUUGUCCCUUGGGGAUGCUGGCAAAGAUCCAAAAGCCACAGCUAACCCUUAUGUUACACCAAACAACCGCUAUGGCUACCAGAAUGGUGCCAGCUACACAUGGCAGUUUGAAGCCCGUAAAGCCCAGAUCCUCAAAUGCAUGGAGUGUGGGAGCUCUCAUGAUACACUGCAGCAGCUGACCGCCCACAUGAUGGUCACGGGUCAUUUCCUGAAGGUCACAAACUCUGCAUCCAAGAAGGGCAAACAGCUAGUGUUUGAUCCAGUGGUGGAAGAAAAGAUCCAGUCCAUUCCUCUGCCACCGACCACUACCAGGCUUCCUGUCCCCAGUACUGUUAAGUCCCAGCCAGUGUCCCCAGCCCUUUCCUCUGGCUCAGAAGAAAAGAGGGAAGGAUGUGAGGAUGAAAAGAUGGAGGGUAGUGAACUAGGGGAGAAAAAAAUCAAGGAGGAGAGAGAGGACCCAGGUGAGAAAUCUGAAGCUGAUGCCACGUCGUAUAAAUAUCUCAGAGAAGAAGACCUAGAGGAGACGCCCAAAGGUGGGUUAGAUAUUCUCAAGUCCCUUGAGAACACUGUUUCCAGUGCCAUUAGCAAGGCUCAGACUGGCACACCAACAUGGGGCGGCUACCCCAGCAUUCAUGCAGCCUACCAGCUACAGGGCACCAUGAAGAGCUCCACCACUGUUCUGCCCCCAACGGUUCAGAGUGUCCAAAUGCAGCCGAUGUUUAACAGUGGGCUUCGAGGCCUUGUGACUGACCCAACCUCAGUCAUCCACUCCCCUCGGAGCCCUUCCUCCCCUCCCCCACUCAGGAGCAACGUCACUGCCAUGGAGGAGCUUGUGGAGAAAGUGACAGGCAAAGCUGCCACUGUGAAGAAAGAGAAAGAGGAGAGGAUGGUGAGCCUUGAUCGCUGCCGGCCCCCAUCCUCAGUUAAAUCCCCUUCUCCUGCACUGAGAGAGCAGAGAGAGCAAUUAGCAUCUCCAAAUGACCUCUCUGUAGGUAAACCACCUAUUGUGAGGAACAGCAGCCCUGGAAGUGUAGAGUCAGAGCUCAUCUGCAAGAAAGAGCCCAAAGAGAGCCUGGUGGAUGGCCACAACAGCCACUCGAAGAAUGGUUCUGAGGCCCGCCAAUCCCCGGUAACCAAUGGUAACAGUCUGGGCAUCAUCACCGAUCACUCACCAGAGAGGCCUUUCAUCAACCCUCUCAGCGCACUCCAGUCAAUCAUGAACACACACCUGGGUAAGGCCUCCAAACCAGUCAGCCCAGCUGCAGAUCCACUGUCCAUGCUUUACAAAAUCAGCAACAGCAUGAUGGAUAAGCCAGCUUUCAACGCCACCCCUCAGGCCAAGCCAGCCGAGCCCAUCAACCACUACUCGUUCUACGAGAGCAACGACCAGCCCAUAGACUUGAGUAAAACAAAGUCUGCCACUAACAGCAACAACAACAAUAACAACAGCAGCAGUGCACCUGUGAAUAGCAUUAGUGUCAAUGGUAACAAGCCCCUCCUCUCUCUCCCUGACUCAGUCUCCUCUCCUCUGAGGGAGAAUGCUCUGAUGGACAUUUCUGACAUGGUGAAGAACCUCACAGGAAGGCUGACGCCUAAAUCUUCCACUCCAUCCUCUAUCUCAGAGAAGUCGGAUGCAGAUGGCAGUGCAUUUGAGGAUACCCUGGAGGACCUCUCACCUGUGCAGAAGAGGAAAGGGAGGCAGUCCAACUGGAACCCCCAGCACCUCCUGAUCCUCCAGGCACAGUUUGCCUCCAGCCUAAGAGAGACCCCUGAGGGACGCUACGCUAUGACCGAUCUGGGCCCCCAGGAGAGGGUUCACAUCUGUAAGUUCACAGGCCUCUCCAUGACCACCAUAUCCCACUGGCUGGCCAACGUCAAAUACCAGCUGAGACGGACUGGGGGCACCAAGUUCCUGAAGAACAUGGACUCGUGCCAGCCUGUGUUCCUCUGUGGUGACUGUGCCUCCCAGUUCAGGACUCCCUCCUCCUACAUCAGCCACCUGGAGUCUCACCUGGGCUUCAGCUUGAAGGACCUGUCCAAACUGUCAGCUGAGCACCUACGGGAGCAGCAGGCUGUCUCAAAGGUGAUCACAGACAAAAUGACAUUCGGCAGCCCCCUGUCGGCCUUGAGCACACCAGAGGACGACACAGGCUCUGUGUACCAGUGCAGACUUUGCAAUCGGACAUUCGUCAGCAAACAUGCGGUCAAACUACACCUCAGCAAGACCCAUGGCAAGUCUCCAGAGGACCACCUGGUGUUUGUCACCGCGUUGGAGAAACUGGAGAAGCUAGACAAGUUGGAGAAAGUUUAAAUGGGGUCUUGUGUUGAGAGUAGAGACUGACAGCUGUGGAACUGACCAGAAUUUCAUUGCACUAAAAUGACAUUGUUCACAGUUACUGCACUGGGCCGAACUGAGCCACCAGAGAAAAAAAAAAAAAAUCAGUCUUAUUAUUUUUUGUUGUGAUAACUGCCUGACUGGACCAUGUCUUUUCAUGUUAAUUUGUUUUUGUUUUGCCAAGCUUUUUUAACACUUAUUUUGUAAUAUAUUUAUAUGCUAUUUGUCUGAUCUGUGCAUGUAUUUUAGUGAAUCAAGGUUAAACAUGAGAUUUUAAUCUUUUCAUGGCAAAAAAUACAACUACUGCUUCAAUGGUAACUAAAGUGGUGAGUGAAAAAUGAAUUUGGGGGGAAAGAAACUGUAUAAUACUUGAUAUGAAGAUGGUGAAAAUUAAAUGUAUACACCAAAAGAAUGGAAGAUUAUCCUGAAAGAAUGAAGUAGCACCUUAGACAGUUGAAUUUUGAAUUUGUAAAGAGAACAUGUUUUGAAAUAUCCUGCAUUUGUCAAAAUCAGAUUGAUUUAAAAGAUCAAGGAUUAUAAUUUUCCCCGUCCUUUUUGAGUUCCUGUCACUGCAAUGUUUUUUGAUGAUGAAUGGCCUGCUCAGAAAUCUGUCAGUGUAUUGGAAAAAGAAACAGAUCAUGUGAACAUUUGGAAAAAUUGAAAUGCUGCUUCUGGUUACAAGUCAAUCAGUGAAAAUGAAUGGCCGUCAGUAUGCAAGUUUGCUCAAAAAACUUUUUCUUGAUGUGAAGUAUCACCUUAUAGCAAUUUUCCAGUUGUAUGGUUUGUUACAACUUUCUCUUUCUAAAUCGUGUCGCUUUAUUCAACUGUAAAGAGAACAGUCCGUUACAUGUAAAUGAUUACCAGUGAAAUGUCAGUACUCCAUAAGACAUAUCUUACCAUUUGAAACAGCUCAACAUUCUUUGUAUCUUAAGGUGUGUGCAUUCUCUAACUUUUAUAUUGUCAUUUUAUAUACAAAAAUAAUAAAAAAGAAAAACAGAUGGUGUAUAUAGAUAUAUGCUGUAGAGCUACAAAAUGUCCUUUUUUAAAGAAAAUACAAAUUUAGCUUCUUUGGCUUGGUUUACAGAAAUGAUUUUAAUUAUACUUGCAUCCAAUUUGAUGCAUGAUAUGGUGUGAAAAAUAAAUAAGCGAUGCACAAUGACUAUACAUUUCAAUGUUUUAUCGACAAUAUUGUAAAAAAAAAAGAAAAAAACAACUUUUUAGCACCAAUUAGUUUGUUUCAUUUCAUUUCUUUCUCAAUUGUAAAAUAAACCCCAAAGCAGUUGUUAACAGUCA